Molecule: messenger RNA, 393 nt
Organism: Melozone crissalis (California towhee)
Lineage: Eukaryota; Metazoa; Chordata; Aves; Passeriformes; Passerellidae
Gene: CFAP126
Product: cilia and flagella associated protein 126
Exons: 5
Coding region: 1-393 (130 amino acids)
Biological process (GO): cilium organization
Cellular component (GO): ciliary basal body
Source: RefSeq, a predicted model, not a curated record
AUGGCGGGGCAGUACGAGGACGCCUUCAGCCCCCCCCGGCUGCAGUGCUGGACCGUGCCCCGCCCCCCCCCAAAGCUGCCGACCCCUCGCCCCCCCACCCCGUUCAUCGCCGACGACCGGGGGCACCUCCUGCCGCACGUGCCGCGAUCCAAGGUGUCGCCCUGGGGCACCUUCCUGGGCACGUGGGCGAUGCCAGCGCGGAUCCCCCCGGCCCGGCUGGACCGCAGCGCCCGCGAGCCCGGGGCGGCCGAGCGGCUGCGACGGGAACAGCCCCGGGAGCUGCGGAGGGCGUGCAACGGCAUCCGGACACGGGUCACCGCUGCAGCAGCCCUGGCCCACGGAACCUUCUGGAAAGGACCAGGGGGGUCCCAGCGGGGGCUCCCCCCACGCUGA